Molecule: messenger RNA, 1370 nt
Organism: Megalopta genalis
Lineage: Eukaryota; Metazoa; Arthropoda; Insecta; Hymenoptera; Halictidae
Gene: Rrp45
Product: exosome complex component Rrp45
Biological process (GO): nuclear mRNA surveillance; U5 snRNA 3'-end processing; exonucleolytic trimming to generate mature 3'-end of 5.8S rRNA from tricistronic rRNA transcript (SSU-rRNA, 5.8S rRNA, LSU-rRNA)
Cellular component (GO): cytoplasmic exosome (RNase complex); nuclear exosome (RNase complex)
Molecular function (GO): mRNA 3'-UTR AU-rich region binding
Source: RefSeq, a predicted model, not a curated record
AAAUCAUCCUUGAAUAAAAAAGUUUAAAAUGAUUUUAUUAGUAUUGCUGCGAUUAGAUGGCAGAAAUUUAUUGGAAGCAAGAUCAGUAAAACUUUAUUUUGGAUCCGAUUGGGGAAGCUGUAUGGUUUUACUUGGUCAAACUAGGGUGGUAGCACAAGUAUCAUGUGAUAUACAGCAACCUAAAACAUCACGUCCUAAUGAAGGAAUGUUGCAUAUCAAUGUUGAACUGAAUCCAUUGGCAGCCUCACAUUUUGAUGGUGGUAGACAGUCUGAAGCUUCAAUAUUAAUUAGUCGACAACUUGACAAAUGUUUUAAAGAUUCAAAAUGUAUAGACUUGGAAUCAUUAUGUAUUAUAUCUGAUAAAAAGGUAUGGAAUGUAAGAGUUGACAUAAAUAUUAUUAAUCAUGAUGGAAAUUUAAUUGACUGUGCUUCUAUUGCAACAUUAGCAGCUUUGUUACAUUUUCAUAGACCAGAUGUAACAUCAACUGGUGAAGAUAUUAUAAUUCAUUCUUUUUCUGAAAAAGAUCCUCUUCCUUUAACAGUAUAUCAUUAUCCAGUUUGUGUGUCUUUUAUAACAUUUGAAAGUGGAGAUACAAUUAUGGACCCUACGUAUUUGGAAGAAAGAGUUGGAGUUGCUCAACUCACACUUGGCAUGAAUUCUUACAGAGAAGUUUGUAGUUUACAUUUUAAUUAUUUGACAAAAACUAUGACCGUGCAAGAUGUAAUAUCAGCAGUUUCUCAUUAUGCAGCAAACUAUGCUACUACGUUAGUACAACAGAUUAGGGAAGCAGUAACUCAGGAUGUGGAAGCAAGGUACAAGAAAGAUGAUCGUAAUACAAAUCGAUUUAAAGAGUGCAUAACACUAAAAAAAUUGACUACAAUCAAUACUGAAUGUAUUAGUAUUAAAUUACGUAAAUGGGGUGAAGUAGAAAAAGUGGAAUCUAGAGAAGUUUGCGAAGAAGCUGAGGACAGUAAAUGCAGAAUUAUAAAACCUGGAGAAGGUUCAGCUGAAUUAAUAGUAGACACUCAUAUGUCAAUUGGUGAAGGUGGACCUAGUGCAUGGAAUAUGUCAGAAUCUUCAGAGGAAGCGAGUGAUGUAGAAAUUACAGCUGAAGUAAGGAAAGAAGAGAAAGUAAGAAAAAAGAUGCCAGAUGACACAGAAAUAAAUGAAGACAGUGAAGAAGAAGCUACUGAAAUGUUAAAUACAGAAGACAUAAUGCAGUAAAUUGUAAAGUAAUAAAAUGAGAAGAAUAGAGUUACACAGAAAGUAUUCUAUCAUUUGUCCUGCUAAGUCAAUAGAUGCACCUUUUUUAUUGAAUAUCAUAUAACUGUAAGUGCAUAAAAAUAAAAGUUUCAAAUUAAUCGUUAUA